AGAUUUUAGGAUUCUGGUAGAAAACUGGGACGUGGAAGGGUGGACUCUGAGGAUCACUGAAAGACGCGGGGCUGGAAGAGACCGCACCCUAUCUGACAGAACAUGUGCACAGGCCACGUGACAAAGUUCACGAAAUGGGAAAGUUGUCACAGUAAACUUCCUCCCGUAUGAUGGGAGAGUCUGUUAAUCUGUGUUGCUUUAAGCUCUACGUGGACCUUUGGUUCAUCCUGACAACUCAAGAAGAAUCCGGGCAGCAUGUAUCCGUUCAUGGGACAAUUCAAGUGCUACAAGAUUUUGACUGUGGGGUUGGUCUUUCUGGUUUGGAUAAUCUAUCUCCAGAUGUUCUGGCCUGAUAGCAUCACCUACCGGCCCCCGGGACCCCGUCCUGUCUCUAAAUUUGCUUCUAGCUUCAUGGAACCUUCCUUCCUCUUGGAUUCUCUCCCACAGGUGCUCAGCAACUUGACAUCCCUUCUGUACUGGCCUCCAACCCCGGGAGAUGGGGCGAAACUUUUGGCCUCCACCAGCCCCCAGACCUCCACCUACCACCUGAAGGGUCCCACCCAGGCCAGCUACACCCUGGGAGGCUACCUGGAGGCUGUCCUUGUGGCCAGGGACCACUGGGGCAGACCCAAGACCCAUGGUGGAGAUCUGUUUCGAGCACAACUACUGGGUCUGGAAUUGAAAGCAGGGGUCCCGGGGGACGUCCAGGAUCUGGAGAAUGGCACAUACCAUUUGUCCUUCCCCCUGCUUUGGGCUGGGAGGGCCCAGGUGCAAGUGAGGCUGGUCCACUCCAGUGAGGCAGUUGGGGUUCUGCGAAGAAUCUGGAGAGAGAAAAGAGCCACAGUCGAUUUUAGAGGAUAUUUCCGAGGAAUACAAGGGCAUGAAGAGACUGUGAUUUGCAAUAUUGACCCUCAGUCAACUGGUGCUAAAAGAUCUACCUGCCAGUACAAGGAUGCAGUUUCUGGUGAGCUCUGGUUCUGUGCUCAACCUCCUACCUUGCCCUGUGACUCUUUAGUUGGUCACUCAAGCGGGAGUUACCUAAAAGUAACGACACGACAUGAUGAGGACCUACUGGCAUGGAAUGUGACUGACAAGCUGCUCUCUCAGGGUAUUUCUCCAAUCCUAGUCAGACCUGCAGCCCCAAUAAACACCAGUCUGGCCCUGUCCCCACGGCCCCCAUGCCGCCCUGGCCUCCUGGCCCCAAAGCCCUCUGGCUUCUACCAUCAAAAUGUGUGGCACUCUCUGGCCUGCUCCAGCCGCUCCUUCCCCACCACUGACAGCAUCCUGGGCUGCCUGGCUGGCCGCAUCGUCCACAUGAUGGGGGACUCCACUCUUCGGCAGUGGUGGGAGUAUCUGCGUGACACAGUGCCCUCCCUGAAGCCAGUGAAUCUACAUGUCACAUAUCAGGUGGGGCCCCUGAUGGCCGUGGACACUACUCGGGGCAUAGUGCUGCACUGGCGGGCUCACAGCUGGCCCCUGCGCUCUCUCCGCACACCAGUGGCCUCCCUGCACUCAGUGGUCAGGGAGCUGGCAGGCCUGGCUGGGGGUCCCCACACCGUGGUGGUGCUGGGCUUGGGAGCCCACUUCACCACCUUCCCUCCAUCCAUCUUUGUGCGACGCCUGGCAGGGAUUCGGGCCGCUGUGACAGCCCUGCUGGCCCGGGAACCCAGUACUCUUGUGGUCAUCAAAUUGGCCAACACUGGCUACAAAUCCGUGUAUGGCAGCGACUGGUUCACCCUCCAGGUGAACCGGCUCCUUCGAGCUGCCUUUUCUGGUCUCCGUGUGGCCUUUGUGGACGCCUGGGAAAUGACCUCCAGCCUGGCCCUGCCGGACAACAUUCACCCGGGGAAGCUCAUUGUCCGGAAUGAGGUGGACCUACUCCUCUCCUUCAUCUGUCCCACCUGAGUGCUUCUGUAGGCCCUGGGGCUGUGCUUAUGAAGUGCCUGGGGCCUGGCCACAGGAAUUCUGAGAAGGAUGGAACAAUGAACUAACAACGAUUCAAAAAGAGUAGUGACUCAAGAUUUACCACCAGGGUAAACUCUUAACAUUUUGGUGACCAUCUUUUCCUACAUCUCUCUAUGCACUACAUAGAUAAACAUGUAAUUUUACAUAAAUGAGAUCAUAUUUUA
Molecule: messenger RNA, 2129 nt
Organism: Heterocephalus glaber (naked mole-rat)
Lineage: Eukaryota; Metazoa; Chordata; Mammalia; Rodentia; Bathyergidae
Product: NXPE family member 3-like
Source: RefSeq, a predicted model, not a curated record